GUUGUCCCUAGUCGCUCGCUCCAGAAUUGCUUCUUCUUUGUCGAAAUUUCUAUCUUCUUUUUUUUUUUAGUUUGCUUUUGUUCAUUUUGCUAGGGCUUCUGCACCCACUGAGAUCAAAGCUGUUCGUAUUAGCCGCACGAUCGUGAGUUGUCCUUGGGCUGGCGCAGUUGUCACUCGAGUUGAGCCUUAUCACACUGGGCGAUGUCGAAAAAGGGAGCCGAGGACGCAUUUUACGUUGUGAGGAAGGGGGAUUUGAUUGGCAUUUACAGGAGUCUGAGCGAUUGCCCAGCUCAAGCUGGAUCUUCGGUACAUUCUCCAUCCGUGAGUGUGUAUAAGGGCCAUGGUCUUCCAGAGGAGGCAGAGGAAUAUCUCAGGUCACAUGGUCUUAAGAAUGCUUCUUAUACUAUUAGUGCCGCCGACUUGAAAAAUGUUAUUUUGGGUGAACUUGUUCCUUGCCCAUUUCAGCAACCAGCCUCUUCAAGAGGAGCAUCGUCUGACAAGGCACCGCCUACAAAGAGAUCAGCGGAAGCGCUUCAGUGGGACAUGGCAGUCGGUCCAACUUUGAUCAAUUGUCAGAGCAAACAUUUGAAGUUAAAUGAUGGUACUGCAAGUCAGCCAGUUUCUUCCACUUGUAGUUCUUGCUCUCUACAAUUUGAUGGAGCUUCAAGAGGAAACCCUGGACCGGCUGGUGCAGGAGCUGUCCUGCGUGCUGAUGAUGGGAGUUUGGUUUGGCGGGUGCGUGAAGGUGUGGGAAUCGCAACUAAUAACGUUGCUGAAUAUCGGGCUUUAAUUCUGGGAUUGAGACAUGCGUUACAGAAAGGGUUUAAGAAAAUUCAAGUCCAUGGGGAUUCAAUGCUUGUCUGUAUGCAGAUUCAGGGAAAAUGGAAACUAAAGAACCAGAAUAUGGCCGAUCUGUGUAAGGUGGCCAAAGAGCUCAAGGACAGGUUUACCACUUUUCAGAUUGAUCAUGUUCGUAGGGAAUUCAACUCCGAAGCCGAUGCUCAGGCGAAUCUAGCUGUUAAUCUCAAGGAUGGUCAAGUCGAAGUGGAUUGUGGCAGGAAAUAGCUGGACCAUGGAGCCCUCAGCGGCUUCCUGAUUGUGCCCUCAGAUUGUUGUGGAAAGAGAGAGAGAGAGAGAGAGAGAGAGACAGAGUUGGCACUUUUUGCUUGGGACUUUACAUUGCCACAAGGGGAAACUGCAAUAGCAUCAUGUGUUGGCAAAAGGAGUACUAACAUGUAAAUUAUGCAGACUGCCAAUUUCUUCCUCCAACGCGGUGCUGUCGAUGAUUCUUUUGUCUUUGGGUAUGUUAAUAAGUAAUGAAAACUUAGUUAUUGAUUUCUGAA
Rhodamnia argentea is the source of this 1343-nucleotide messenger RNA. RefSeq lists its product as uncharacterized. Lineage: Eukaryota; Viridiplantae; Streptophyta; Magnoliopsida; Myrtales; Myrtaceae. Bases 202 to 1065 code for a protein of 287 amino acids. The transcript is spliced from 9 exons. The record is from RefSeq and is a predicted model, not a curated record. Gene Ontology annotation, molecular function: RNA-DNA hybrid ribonuclease activity; nucleic acid binding.